This is a messenger RNA of Strongylocentrotus purpuratus (purple sea urchin), 5470 nucleotides long. RefSeq names its product sorting nexin-10. Gene Ontology annotation, biological process: intracellular protein transport. Gene Ontology annotation, molecular function: phosphatidylinositol binding. The transcript has 6 exons. The record is from RefSeq and is a predicted model, not a curated record. Bases 15 to 704 code for a protein of 229 amino acids. NCBI's taxonomy places the organism in Eukaryota, Metazoa, Echinodermata, Echinoidea, Camarodonta, Strongylocentrotidae.
AGAAAAGUAAGACAAUGAUAACAACAGAUACUGGUACCGGCACGUCGACAUCUCCCAUGGACGUAUCAAAAAGCAGAAUGGAGCGGAGUACGAGUGAAGGGAGCAGCCCAGUCGGCUCACCGCCCGAGCUUGACACUAGCAUGAGCAUUGCUAGUAGUUGCAGCUCAGACAUUGCUUCUGAUUUAAGUCUUCAAUCUGAUGACAUAACUCCUGUUAACAGAAUCUCGCAGGUUCUAACUGUUCUUGAUGUGCCUGAGUCGAUUUCCUCCACAGACAACUCGGGGUCCAAAGUCACCUUGUAUAAGAUCAGCAUGCAGUCCAAUGAUAUUUGUUUCCACCUUCCAUCAACAUGCGUAUGGCGAACAUUCUCUGAAUUUGUGUGGCUGAGAAGAAGAUUGGAAUCUGGCUGUUCAUUUAUAAGAAAAGCUGUACCAGAUCUGCCCACAAGGACUUUAUUAAACCUGUUCGACAGAGAUUUUGCAGAAAAGAGGAUGAUUGGCCUUAAGGAAUUCCUCAACAAAGUCAUAGAGGAAAGGUCAUUCUUAUCGGAUGCCGCGGUUCACCUCUUUCUUCAGUCCAACCUCUCGGCAGAGGAAAUACAGGCGUGGUUAGACAGAAAGGUCGAUGGUACCGUACUGGAAUUGAUACACAGGGGUAAAGACUUGGUGAUGCAAGAUAACAAUUCUUGUGUACAUGAGGUAUGAGCAAAGCGAUAUGGUACUCUUUACUUCAGUCCGACCUCUCGGCAGACAAAAUACAGGCAGGUUAGACAGAAAGGCUGAUGGUACCGUACUGGAAUCGAUACAUAGAGGUAAAGAUCUGGUGAUGCGAGAUAACAAUUCUUGUGUACAUGAGGUAUGAGUGAAGCGAUAUGGUAUUCUUUACUUCAGUCCGACCUCUCGGCAGACAAAAUACAGGCAGGUUAGACAGAAAGUUUGAUGGAACUGUACUUGAAUCGACACAUACCUGUAGGGGUAAAGAUCUGGUGAUGCAAGAUAACAAUUCUUGUGUACAUGAGGUAUGAGCAAAGUGAUAUGGUACUCUUUACUUUAGUCCGACCUCUCGGCGGAGGAAAUACAGGCAUGGUUAGACCGAAAGGUACAUGGUACCGUACUUGAAUCAAUACAUACCUGUAGGGAUACAGAUCCAGCGAUGCAAGAUAACAAUUAUGCGAGGUAUGAGAGAAGUGAUAAGGCACUCAAGCCUCUGAUUGGACAAGUAAUGUGUACUCGGCCGUCCAUUUCAUGCGCUACAUGUAGAUCCUCCAUAGUGAAUUUUCCAUCUCCAGGAGCGAGUGAAGAUCAGUUAGAACAGCUUGGCCUUCGUGAGCAAGUGUCUAUGGUUUACAUGAUUGAGUGGAUGUGCUGCACCAUUUUUUAAGAGCGACUUAUAUUUAUAUUUAUUGGGGAUAUCUUUAUACCGUGUACUGACUGGUGUAUUGUCAAGGUUGUGAUGUUAAGCAGCAUUAGAAAUUAUUAGUAUUCAUGAUGUAUGUCUGUACAAAGAAACCUGUAUAUAAAGACCCCUCAGGAGUGACAAGAUACUGGUAAGUGGUCUCUGUAGACGGGCGGUCUUUAUGUACAGAUUUUUUUAUUACAGGUUUCUAUAAGAAAAGGUCAAAGAAAACAAAAAAUGUGGUCUUUAUAGACAGGUGGUCGCUAAAGCAGGUUUCGCUGUAUUUGCAAACGAUUAUAUACACGUAACUGAUCUCACAUGAAGUGCUGAUUUAAAUAAAAGAGAGGGAAGAGUGUCAUAAGUUCCCCUGAUAUUGAAUAUUUUUAGCCAUGAUUUUAAAAAGCUAUUUUUAACAAUUUUCACGCUUUUUUUAAUGGCACCUUACAUCAAAAUAUAUUUUUACAAUGUAGUAAGACUUCAAAACCAAUAAUUUUUUUUAUAAUUAUAUGUAUGCCAUCCUGAAAGAUAUCUGGAUAUGUAUCCUGUUCUAUUAUUCUACAUUGAAGAAAAAAAAAUUGCAAUGUCAUGCUGAGUAAGGGUGUCAUAUAUGUUAAGAGGAUCUUUUUACACCUGAUUGAUUAAGUCAUUCAAUCAAGUUGUCAGGAUAUGAAUAAUUAUGACCUUAUCCUGAAAUGUCUUCCCAAACCCUGGAUUACCCCCUACAUGAUGUCAUUUAGAAAGUAAUUAAUUCUGUGUAGACUGUGUGGUUAAGGAAACAACCUGUACUGGUAAGGGUACUUAAACUAAUUAAUGAGGACAUUAGGAAUCUGUAUCAGUUUCAUAUUAUUCCUUCUGCAAAUUCCAAUUAAGUAUUGCUAAUUUGGGGUGAUCUCUCGUUAGCGUACUUGAAGAAUUUUUUUACAAUGGAUUAUAUUGAUAAGUACUUACCUCAAAUGAGGGAAGCAAUGUUUGAUAAUUGAGAAGAAUAAUUGAUAAUAAUAUUCAAACCAACGUUGUUAAUUUGUUUACUUUAGAAGCUAAUAUUUAUACAAGAUCGGAUUCAGUUCCUCAACAUACAUGCAUGUACAUGUCUGGUCUGAACUCAAGCAAAACAUUCCUGCUGGUCAAUGGCACUGUGUUUAAACAUGAAUGGAUCUGCAGUUGUAACAUGAAACUGCAAUGCAGAUAAAAGUAGAUUAAGGUAUUUCAAGUAGAGUAGGUUGUGUUUUAUUUAUGUACCAUAAAGUUCAUCACGAGUCACAUGUUUUACUUCUAACCACAUGAUGUUUAUCAGCUUGAGAAGUAAAUAUGGACUCUGCUCAUGGUAAUGCUACACCUCUAUUGUAGAUAGUGGCCUGACUGGUAUAAAAACGUCAGAUCAAAGCAAAGACUGUAAUUAGUAAGUGCCGCAUGGCAAUCGUGCAAUAUGUUGCAGCUGCAGGUUAUUUAGGGGACAAAAUAAAUAUCAUAUUGAAUGAUCACCAGUCCAGUAUGUUGAAGUACUUCAGAAUAAUAAAUGAUUGUGCUUUUUUUUGUUUAAAUAUCUUGUUUUUUAGCAUGUUAACAAUUGAGAGUUAUAUAAUGUUCACUUUCUAGAGCAUUAAGUGUUCCGGUUUACUUAAAUUAUAUUUAGUGGUGCUAAAUAUUGCUGCAAUAUUUUACUGCAUUUAUAGGUACAAUGUACUAAAUCUCUAACUCUAAAUUAAAAUGUUAUAAUGUACAUGUACAGGAUCUGGACAUUUUAUUGAGAUAUCAGGAUGUUUUAAUUGAGAUAUCAGGAUGUUUUAUUGAGAUAUCAGGAUGUUUUAUUGAGAUAUCAGGAUGUUUUAUUGAGAUAUCAGGAUGUUUUAUUGAGAUAUCAGGAUGUUUUAUUGAGAUAUCAGGAUGUUUUAUUGCGAUAUCAGGAUGUUUUAUUGAGAUAUCAGGAUGUUUUCCUCCGGUUCAGUAUUAAUGAAAGUACGAAAGUUGUUACAGCAUGCAAAUAUGAAAUCCAUGGGAUUUUGAUAGAUACCAUUGUCUCAGCAAAAUAGUUUUUUAAGUCCUGUACAUUAUAUACAGUAUUUGCUUUUAUUUGAUGUUAUCAAAGCACCUUUGUAUCCGGACUGGAAAUGAAAGCAAUAACGGUACAUGUAUAUUGAUUUUUGUCUAGUAACUGAAACUUAUGGACUAUGCAACAUGCACUACUUUGUAGGGUUUUUUCCAGUUCAGUCAUGUGAUCGAUUGUUCUAUUCUUACUUAUGAAAUGGAAAAUGAAAACAUUGGCUUAAUGUAAACAAUGGGAUAUUACAAAUGUGUGUUGUUGAACUUUGAGAUGUCCUACAUUGACAGGAGGGUAGCACAAUGUACUUAUCAUGCAUGGGAAAGGAGGUUAUCUGUGCUGUAACUUUGAUAUACUUGAAUUACUCUUAAUUAAGAGAAAACAUUUAUAAUGUUAUCAUAACUUUAUGGCUUUCUCAUGACGAGCCAAAUCAAAGUACCUGGUUUGUAAGUUACAGAUGAAGCUUCACAGACAUUUAAAAAAAUGCAAAUUAGUUGUUGGUUACAAUGUACAUCGACACAUAGCUAAGGCAGAAGAACAAACAUGUGAGAGCAGUGUGAUUUAAAUUAUGGAAACAAAACUUACAAAGAACUCUCAUAUUUUUUGAACAUAAAAAGUCUAUGUGAAGGAACAUCACAAUUUCUGAAGAAGAUCUAUGAAAGGCUCAUGCAUCAUGAACCCUGCAUAGCUACAUGUCAGUUCUUUGCAACAAGACUUGUAAAAGCUCAUCUCAGUUGAUAAUUGUUCAUCAAGAGUGUUUCUAUCAAACAUUCAGCAGUAGAUUAUUUUACCAAAUGAUGUGAAUUUUAAUGCAUUUUACAAUCAAUGUGCCUUUUGACUUUGGUAGAUACUGUAAAUCAUAUAUUUUGUUUAUUUUAUUUUUCUAGAUUAGACAAGACAGUUGCUUAGAAAAUAGAGUUUGAUGGCCGAGUUGAACCAAAUAUCGUUUGGUGAACAUCAAUGUAUUUUUGGUAUGCUUAUCUUCAAGAGUAUGACACCAAGUGACACUGACAGCUGACAUCGUUUUAUUUCAUGGCAUGAAUUGAUGGUAAAGGUUUAAUUUCUUUUCAUUUAGAAAGCAGAAUUAAAGUGAAACAAACUUACGAAAGUCCCUUUACUAAAGGGACUUUAAUAAGGUUGUUUCACUUUAAUUCUGCUUCCUAAAUGAAAAGAAAUUAAACAUUAUAAAUGAACCUUAACCUUCAGUUUCCUGCUUUUAGUUUCCUCUAGCUUUUAUUCAAAAUGAUGAAGGCUUUUUUUUUAAUAGAAGGGGAAAUUACACUAACUUAUAUAUUUAGUGCUUCAUUGUAGGAAUGAAAUAGUAUUAUUAAAAAAAUGUUAGGUAUAUACACAAGAUUAUUUGAAGUGCCAAAACACUGUACCAUUUUUAUUGACGAUUUAUUCUCUUAACAACACUUGAAAACUCGAGCUAAAUGUACCGGUACAUGAAAUGUGAAAUCUGUUAGAUACAAAAAUCAUCUAAGAUGGCUUUUAACGAUCAGUUGCGUCUCGAGUACUUUUGUAGACACAAGCUAUCUAAUAUCUACAAAGUGCAGGGUUGACAUUUUGUUUCGUUUUGGGUAUGUGACGCGACUCUUUUCGUACUUAACCGUACAUUUUACAUUUUGUUAUUGAAACUAGUCACGACAUAUAUUUCAUGUAUGUAGUCUUUUUUAGUUUACAUGCACUCUUUGUAGAGAGACCCGGCCACCGACUCUCAGAUUAAGUCAACUUUUAUGGAGGCGUCCGAGAUCAUAGCCGGAGAAUCGUGCAUGAUUCUUUUGUGUUCGUCUCUUCUCAUUAACCAUUGACUGGUACAUUCAUUUUUGUUAACUUCUGCGUCACGUACCAUGACUGUUCUUUUUUGGUCAUGUAACCCAACACUUCCUGAAUUAGAGCGUGUUCUACAAAAGUACUCAAAACGUGAGUGAUUGUUUCUAGCCAUUUAAGAUUGUCAAGAUUGUCUCCAUGUACAUCUUGUAGGUGUGUGUCAUGUGAAUUAUGCAAAUGUUUUAUCUGUGUACUCUUUACAAUGGA